GCGGUUGCUAAACAAUUGUCUGAAGCCUACGAAUACAGCUUCUAUUUUACUUGUGCCUGGUUGCAGGAUCGUCUGUGUGAACAGCUGUUGACAGCUGUUGAUCAUGAUACCUUUAUUACUUCCAAGUAUUGACCAUCACGAAACAUUUUCACAAUGUGCCCGUCAAUCAACCCUUCGGAUAGUCUCUCGUUUUGUAUAGUGUACGCAUUUAAUGAAGAACCUAUACAAGUUAUCCUUUUAAUUCCUUUACACUUGUCACUUCGGCUCAGCUGCGAUGGCAGCGCGUGUACUGACGCACUGGCAGACACAUGUGACAUGGAUAAAAGAAAGUGACGAAUGAAAACAAACUGCAUUGUAUAAAACUGUCCGUUAUAUUUUUUAAUAGAGAAUAAGAAAUCAAUUAAUAAUGGAAGCAGAAAUAAAACCAACUAUUCUAAAAAAAUACAUAAUUCUUUGUGAAACUCAUGCAGAAACAGUGAAGGUGGUCAGUUAUGGAAUUGCUAGUAUUAGUUUAGUUAUUGCACUGUACCGAAUAAGGCCUUUUUCUAAAUUUAGAAGUCCGUCCAGUAUACCAUCUCAUUUUUUGCGUAACAAAAUUCCACUUCAAGGUACUGUAAUGCGUAUAGAACCCAGCUGUGGUACACUUUUAAUGGUUGAUCACAAACCAUUAAUACCAUUGCCACGAUUAAAUAAUUCAAAGUACUUACCCGUUAAACUUGCUGGACUAAAUAUAACAGCUAAUGGUAUUAGUUGGUUACAAACAAUUGUUAACACAAAAAAUAUAAAUUUAAUACCCUUGAUUCCUACAAAAGAAUACUUGAACUGUAUAGUUACUAUGUCAGAUCAAAAUCAGGAACAAAUGAGGAUUGGGGAAGAAUUAGUGAAACUUGGUUUUGCUACAGUAGAAAAAAAUUCAUUGACAUCAUUGUUAAAGGAUAAAGAAAUUUUAUAUUAUCAGAAACGUUUAUUAAAGGCACAGAAAUGGGCUGAAAGGAAAAGAAAUGGAUAUUGGCAAUUCUCUAAACAUCCAACGCUUUUAUGGAAAAUUCAACAGAGUUUGAUUCAAAAAGUGGAAAAUGUAUUGCCAAAGUUUAUAGUAAAACAAUUUUAUAUUUAAAGAAGCUUUCGCUAAUCAUGUUACUGUGGCUUAAUAGAGAGAAACCAGUAUAUAUUUUUAUAAAAAAUUAAGUACUUACUCUUAGUACUAUCAGCAAAAUGCAAUGCUGUGAAAUACAUACUUAAAGCUUUUGAAAAUUUGAAUAUUUGUGAAAGUAAAAAAACAUUAUUUAAAAAAAAUGGGUUUUAUUGUUAUACCAUUUAUACAACCUUUUGUCAAGUUUUAUAUAAAGUUAAGAAUAUCAUUCUAUAUCACUGUGAAAAAAAUUAAUUUCCAUAUAAUAUAAUUUUAUUUACCCCAAGAGAAAGCAUUAAUUAGUACGAAUUUUAUAUUAAUUAGAAACUAUAUAUUUACAUAUAUAUACAUAUAACCAUAUGUAUGUAUAUGUUAAACAUGCCUUGAAUAGAAA
Nomia melanderi (Alkali bee) is the source of this 1526-nucleotide messenger RNA. Its product is annotated as protein C3orf33. Lineage: Eukaryota; Metazoa; Arthropoda; Insecta; Hymenoptera; Halictidae. The record is from RefSeq and is a predicted model, not a curated record.